CGUAUGAAUCUGCUGCUGAUGGUGUGACUGAUGCCGAGGCUUCAGGUCAACGUGACUUCGAUUUGGCCAACGCUCUCGAUGACCUCAAACCCAAGAAACCAAACUCGGGAAAACUCCCCCAGCGGAACCUGCCCCGUCCACCCAGGCCUGGCAUGGUGGUCAACAGUGGAGGUAACAACCCCGUGCUGAGGCCCCAGAAUCUGCCCAAGCCAGGCAUAGCUGUCAACAGUGGAGGUAACAACCCCAUGCUGAAGCCUCAGUAUCGGCCCAAGCCUGGCAUGACUCUCAACAGUGGAGGAAACAACCCCAUGCUGAGGCCCCAGAAUCCGCCCCAGCCGGGCAUGGCUGUUAACAGUGGAGUUAACAACCCCGUGCUGAGACUCCAGAAUCCGCCCCAGCCAGGCAUGGCCGUCAACAGUGGAGGUAUCUACCCCAAGCCAAGGAAUGCCUAUCUGCCUUCAACGAGCAAGCCCAUCAACCAUGGAAGUAACAUCCCCAUGCUGAGGCCCCCAUAUCCGCCCAUGCUGGACAUGCCUGUCAAGAGUGCAGGCACAAGGCCCGGGAGCAGACUCAAGCCACUGUGGCCGAGGAGCAGACUCAAGCCACUGUGGCCUGGGAGCAGACUCAAGCCGCCGUGGCCCGGGAGCAGACUCAAGCCGCUGUGGCCCGGGACCAGACUCAAGCUGCCGAGGCCUGGGAGCAGACUCAAGCCGCCGAGGCCCGGGAUCAGACUCAGGCCGCCGAGGCCCGGGAGCACGACCCCGGCGAAGGACAAGGACAUUCAUGUUCCAGGUAAGUGCCCUGCAACAUCUCAGUGAGCGCUAGGGACACAGACCCUGGAGGGUGCAAUGUCGAUGCACCGCCAAAGGAUCCGAGGGGCUCCCAGCGCUCCAGUUGGAUGCCCAGCUGCGGGGGACCAACCCACGCACCACAGUCGAAAGGUCCCGAGUAGGGGGUUGGUGUCGGCGCAGUAUCUCUAGAGAAGAAGAUGAACAAGAUGGACAAGACAGACAAGACAGAUGAGACAGACAAAGUGGAUGGUGGUCGCUAAGGCCACACUUUAUUAAGAUCACCAGGGUCUUAUAUACCAUGGGUGAUUACAUCGUUUCUUUAAUGGUUACAUAGU
Messenger RNA from Suricata suricatta (meerkat), 1126 nucleotides. RefSeq names its product translation initiation factor IF-2-like. The transcript has 11 exons. The record is from RefSeq and is a predicted model, not a curated record. Lineage: Eukaryota; Metazoa; Chordata; Mammalia; Carnivora; Herpestidae. The coding region runs from base 153 to 818 and encodes 221 amino acids.